Messenger RNA from Molossus molossus (Pallas's mastiff bat), 933 nucleotides. Its product is annotated as olfactory receptor 2A14-like. Gene Ontology annotation, cellular component: membrane. The transcript has a single exon. The record is from RefSeq and is a predicted model, not a curated record. Gene Ontology annotation, molecular function: olfactory receptor activity; G protein-coupled receptor activity. Gene Ontology annotation, biological process: G protein-coupled receptor signaling pathway. Lineage: Eukaryota; Metazoa; Chordata; Mammalia; Chiroptera; Molossidae. Bases 1 to 933 code for a protein of 310 amino acids.
AUGGGAGGCAACCAGACAUGGCUCACGGAAGUCACCCUGCUGGGAUUCCAGGUUGAGCCAGGACUGGAGUUUUUCCUCUUUGGACUUUUCUCUCUGUUCUAUACCCUCACCCUGGUGUGGAAUGGAGUCAUCCUGGGCCUUGUCUGCUUAGAUCGUAGACUUCACACCCCCAUGUACUUCUUCCUCGCACACCUGGCCAUCAUAGACAUGUCCUAUGCUUCCAACAAUGUCCCCAAGAUGCUGGUAAACUUAGUGAGCCAGAAGAGGACCAUCUCCUUUGUCCCUUGCAUUAUGCAGACUUAUUUGUAUUUGGCUUUUGCUCACGCGGAGUGCCUGAUCUUGGUGGUGAUGUCCUAUGAUCGGUUCGUGGCCAUCUGCCAGCCCCUCCAUUACUCUGUCAUCAUGAACUGGAGGGUGUGCGUGGCCCUGGCCGCCUCUUCCUGGGUAUUCAGCUUCCUCUUGGCUCUGGUCCAUUUAGUGCUCAUCCUGAGACUGCCCUUCUGUGGGCCUCGUGAAAUCAACCACUUCUUCUGUGAGAUCCUGUCUGUCCUGGCGCUGGCCUGCGCGGACACCAGGCUCAACCAGGUCGUCAUCUUUGUUGCCUGUGUGUUUGUCUUAGUGGUGCCCCUCAGCGUGGUGCUGGUGUCCUGCAUACGCAUCGCCUUUGCCAUCCUGAGGAUCCAGUCUGGGGAGGGCUGCAGGAAGGCCUUCUCCACCUGCUCCUCCCACCUCUGCGUGGUCGGGCUCUUCUUUGGCAGUGCCAUCGUCAUGUACAUGGCUCCCAAAUCCCGCCACCCUGAGGAGCAGCAGAAGGUCCUGUUCCUGUUUUACAGUCUUUUCAACCCUAUGCUGAACCCACUGAUCUACAGCCUGAGGAACUCAGAGGUCAAGGGCGCCCUGGGGAGAGCUCUGUGCAAGGAGAGGCCAGCUUGA